GUACGUCCUGCUAUCUCGGACAUGGCCCAUAGGAUUCCUAUACUCCCGAACACGGAUGGACAGGACACUGCCAUUACCCGCGACUUUGACCAGUGGGCCAGCAAACGAAGACGGUUCAUGCCUGCGCUCGUGGAUGGCAUGAUCUUCGCGAUGCUUGCCUUGCUCCCUAGGCACGACUCGGACCUCCUGGCGCCCUACCUGAGGCUCUACCUCCUCAUUCUCACCUCUCUCCUACAUCAUGAUAUACCUGCGCACUUAACUUGGGACCGCAGUCACCAUUCCCCCUUCGGAUAAGAUUGCAAGACGGGGAUGUUCGCCGCGCUCCUGCGCUCUCUCAAGUGUGGCCUUUGCGGCGCAGGCGAGCCGGAAUACGAGUCCCAGCAAGGCCCGUCUCCUCAGGAACAGUACCAAGACCCUUGCAUACCGCAGCACGAAGCAGUAUACUCUCCCGCUCAACCCCAACGUCUUCCUCCGCCGAAUCCUCAACCCUCUCCUCCUCCUUCCCCGAAGCCUGAAUGUCCUCUUCCGUCUGCUCCCACUCGUAAGCCUGAACGUCCUCCUGCUCGGCCUCAGCCCGACCUCCAAGCAUAUCCAGGUCCUCACAAGGUACAUCUCUGUCGUGGAUCAUCAACAUCCACGCAGAACCUGGACCAUGGGCCUGAGAUCCGGAACAACUCCGACUAUCAGGCCCUGCGCGCACGCGCGAUCGAAGAGGGCUCGAAGAUGGCGCAGUGCUUCGAGGCGAGCCACACGGCGUACGAGAGCGGCGAGCACGCGCGUGCCAAAGAGCUGUCCACACAAGGCAACGCGUACAAGGCGGAGAUGAAGCGUCUGAAUGAGCUCGCGAGCGAGUGGAUCUUUGCUAAGAAAAACAAGGGUCGCGCCCUGGGAGAGGUUGACCUCCAUGGUUUGUACGUGAGGGAGGCCAUCCCCUGCGCAGAGUGCGCUGUUGAAGAUGCGCGCCGCCGAGGGGACACAAAGAUCAAUCUCAUCGUCGGCAUAGGCCGACAUUCGCCGCAAGGCGUCGCUAAGCUCAAACCAGCCAUCGAGGAGUGGCUGCAGAGGCAAGGGCUGGUGGUUGAGCUGGACCCGAAGAACUCGGGCGUCCUCAUCGUCAACCUCGAUGGCCUGCCGACUGGCGCGGGCCCUGUGCUCAGUGCCGACGAGAUUUCUCGGUGCUUCGAUAGCUAAAGACGAAGAGCGUACUGCCAUGUUACUGCCUGCAUGAGUGCGUCAGGCACACGAUUGAGUACUGAGUGCUGUAUGAUGAUGGAAUCUUGUCCGGCUGUGCCAAGUAUUAUGUGUCCUAGUGUGAUCGGUGACGGUGCCCCACCGCGUCUUCAUGUAUUCUCAUACAAUGCACUGCGUAAUUGAUGAGGUGACCUACA
This is a messenger RNA of Rhodofomes roseus, 1388 nucleotides long. RefSeq lists its product as uncharacterized. Lineage: Eukaryota; Fungi; Basidiomycota; Agaricomycetes; Polyporales; Fomitopsidaceae. The transcript is spliced from 8 exons. The coding region runs from base 310 to 1191 and encodes 293 amino acids. The record is from RefSeq and is a predicted model, not a curated record.